This is a messenger RNA of Onychostruthus taczanowskii (white-rumped snowfinch), 1906 nucleotides long. RefSeq lists its product as uncharacterized. Lineage: Eukaryota; Metazoa; Chordata; Aves; Passeriformes; Passeridae. The annotation marks the transcript as partial. The transcript is spliced from 2 exons. The record is from RefSeq and is a predicted model, not a curated record.
GGAGGGAAGCCUGGAAUGCCGCAGGACCCCAAAAUCCAGCGGAUCCCAAAAUCCUGGAAGUUCACCCAACCCCAAAGCCCAGCAGUGCCUGAACCCCACAGGACCCCAAAAUCCAGCGGUGCCUCGAAUCCCAAAAUCCAGUGGGAUCCCAAAAUCCAGUGGGAUCCAUCCCAAAAUCCAGUGGGAUCCCAAAAUCCUGUGGUGCCACAAAACCUGGCAGUGCCCAAAUCCCACGGGACCCUAAAAUCCAAGGGGACCCCAAAAUCCCACAGGACCCCAAAACCCUGUGGGACCCCGAAAACCUGGCACUGCCACGAGACCCCCAGAGCCAGGGGAACCCCAAAAUCCAGUGGGAUCCCAAAACCUGGCCAUGCCCUAAUCCCACGGAACCCCAAAACCCUGUGGGACCCCAAAACCUGGCAGUGCCACGAGAUCCCCAAAGCGAAGGGAACCCCAAAAUCCAAUGGGACCCCAAAACCCCCCAGCCCCACAAGUCCCCGGUUCCAGCUUCUCCAAUUCCUGCUCUGGGCAUUCCUGGUUUUUAUUCCUGGCUUCCUUUCGGGGGAUCCCGCUGGAAUUCUGGGGGAUCCCACCGGAAUUCUGAGGUGUCCCAGUGGAAUUUUGGGGGGAUCCCGCCAGAAUUCCAGGGCAUCCUGCUGGAAUUUUGGGGCAUCCUGCUGAAAUUCCCGGAAAUCCCUCUGGAAUUCCGUGCGCUCCCGGUUUGGUGUUCCCGGAUUUCCCCGCUCCGGCUCCGCUCUGGGAUUCGUCCCCGGACCUCGGGAUUGGGAGCAGCGACCCCAGAACUGAACUUGGGAAUUUUACACCAGAGGAGGACCCGGAUCCCGCGUGGGAUCGAGUCGGGAUUCCGUGUGGGAAUGUCGGGAUUCCGUGUGGGAAUGUCGGGAUUCCACGUGGGAAUGUGUCGGGAUUCCAGGCGGGAUCGAGUCGGGAUUCCACGUGGGAAUGUCGGGAUUCCACGUGGGAAUGUGUCAGGAUUCCAUGUGGCAAUGUGUGGGGAUCCCAUGUGGGAUUGAGUCAGCAUUCCAUGUGGGAACGUGUUGGGAUUCCACGUGGGAACGUGUCAGGAUCCCAUACGGAAAUGUCAGGAUCCCACGUGGGAAUGUUGGGAUCCCAUACGAGAAUGCCCAAUUCCCUAUGGGAAUGUCGGGAUCCCGUGUGAGAAUGCCCAAAUUCCAUAUGGGAAUGUCGGGAUCCCGUGUGGGAAUGCCUGGAUCCCAUAUGGGAUCCCAUGUGGAAAUGUCAGGAUCCUGUGUGGGAAUUUUGGGAUCCCGUAUGAGAAUGCCCAAAUUCCAUGUGGGAAUUUUGGGAUCCCAUACGGGAAUGCCUGAAUUCCGUACAGAAAUGUCGGGAUCCUGUGUGGGAAUGCCUGGAUCCCACGAGGGAAUGCUGGGAAUCCCGUGUGGCAGUGCCGGGAUCCUGCGUGGGAAUGCCCAAAUUCCGUGUGGGAAUGUCGGGAUCCCAGGAGGGAAUGUCAGGAUCCCGUGUGGGAAUGCCCAAAUUCCGUGUGGGAAGGCUGGGAUCCCAGGAUCCCGUGUGGGAAUAUCAGGAUCCAGUGUAGGAAUAUCAGGAUCCCAUGUGGGAAUGCUCAAAUUCCGUGUGGGAAUGUCAGGAUCCCGUGUGGCAAUGUCAGGAUCCGUGUGGGAAUGUCAGGAUCCCGUGUGGGAAUGCUCAAAUUCCGUGUGGGAAUGUCGGGAUCCCGUGUGGGAAUGCCCGGAUUCCGUGUGGGAAUGCCCAAAUCCCGUGUGGAAGGGCGGGAUCCCGCGUGCUCUCCACGAACAGAUCUCGAUAAAGCACGGCUCCGCCGCCGCACGCCUGCUCCUCGUCCCGGGCGCCUUGGGAAGCUACGGAGGGGAUCCGGCCCCAGGAGCUGGGAUCUGGGCUGGGA